This is a messenger RNA of Rotaria sordida, 489 nucleotides long. The record is from the annotation of a GenBank genome assembly. NCBI's taxonomy places the organism in Eukaryota, Metazoa, Rotifera, Eurotatoria, Philodinida, Philodinidae.
AUGAAUCCUAAAGUUAAAUUAGGUCUUAUAAUUAGUGCUGGUUUAUUACUUGUACUUAUACUAAUUGGUUUAAUAGUUUUAUUAAUAAAAUUUAUUAUGAAACGUUGUCGUAAAAAAGCUUGGGAUGAUAUAAAUACAUUACCAAAACAAUUAGAUUCAUCAGAUAAUAAUAUAAAUCAACGUAAAUUACCUAAACGUACAUCAUCAGAACGUCAAUUAUUAUAUCAAUCAUCAACAAAUAAUGCUACGGAUAUAUCUGAUGGUCAUAUAUCUAUUCCAAUUAAUGAGAAUGAUACAUCACAUAAUUAUGGUCAAUAUGAAAGUACAAAAGAACAUGAACAUACAAUUGUAGACAUUCAACGUGAUCGUUUAAAUCAUAUUAAAGAAGAAGAAAAACGUAUUAGACCUAUGAUACAAAUAAGUGAUGGUGAAGAUAUUAUACAACGUACUAUUGAUCAAGUACAAAAAGAAUUUGAUGAAUCGAUAUGA